AUGAAGCUUUCUCUCAUUGCUGCCGUUGCUCUUUCCACAGUUGCUUUGUCUCAAGCUGUUGAAGAAAAAAACCACCUUGCAAGUUCUAUCUCCAAAUCUUCUCAUGCCACUAUGGUUAAGCCUACUGCCACCUUGGAUGGGCCUAGUAUCGAUCAUACCUUGUCCACUAAGUCUCAUCAUGCUACUGCCUCCAUCCCUACUGCUACCUGGACUCGUCCUAGCAGUGGUGAUGAUGAUGACCAGCAUCAUAGCGGCCACGACGAUGAUAAUGACGACCACAAACACGGUGAUAAUGACGACCACAAGCAUCACGACUAUGACGAUGAUGAUGAUGACCACAAGCAUCACCACAAGACUUCUACUAGGAAGCAUCACCACAAGACUUCUAAUAGGAAGCAUCACCACAAGACUACUACUAAGAACCAUCACCAUAAGACUACCAGUCAUUGGAAUGGUUGCAGCAACACUGUUACCAAGACUGUAACUGUCACACGCUGGGCACAUUAUCUUUCCUCUGAUUCAUUCUUAGCGUUGAAUAAAAUAUUUCUUCAAUUGCCUUCUGCAAAAAUCGAAAGAAAUGCAAUGACUUCAUUCAAAUUUACUCCCCGCGAGAAUUAA
Messenger RNA from Mycotypha africana, 618 nucleotides. RefSeq lists its product as uncharacterized. NCBI's taxonomy places the organism in Eukaryota, Fungi, Mucoromycota, Mucoromycetes, Mucorales, Mycotyphaceae. The record is from RefSeq and is a predicted model, not a curated record. The coding region runs from base 1 to 618 and encodes 205 amino acids. The transcript has 2 exons.